AUGAACCAAAGGUCUACCCAGACUAUGAGCUGUAACAGUGAGCCCAGAACUUAUCCAUGUACCAUUUAUGGUGACCAAAGUCAUACUGGACCUCAGUUCCCCCUGUUUUACUCAACUGAAACUACUCGUGACCAGGUUAGUGCCCUACAUGGUGGUAUGAACUCUAAAUUUGAGGGUAGACCCAAGUUUGAUCCCUAUUCUAAUACGUAUAACCCUGGUUGGAGACAUAACCCUAAUUUUUCGUGGUCUAAAGGUGCCCAACAGGGUGGCCCAUCUAGCAACCCACCACCAGGUUUUCAUAGGAACCAAACUCAAGUCCAAGAACCGAGCCCAGUUGAACAAAAGGUGUCUUCUCUAGAAGAAACUCUAAGACUCUUUAUUAAAGGUAGUGCCCAAAAUAAUGCCGAGACUACCCAAACUUUUAAACUUUUAGGACAGAGGUUCGAUGAAGUUCAACGUAACCAACAAAACAGUGACCGAGCUAUUACCAACAUAGAGACUCAGAUAAGUCAACUGUCAAAUAGGUUAAAUGAUAGGAAAAACGAGAAAUUUCCUAACCAGUCGACUCCAAAUCCGAAAGGAGUUAACCAGAACUCGGUAGAACCACCUAAGUACAAAAGUCCAGCUGAAAAAGAGACUGAGGUUGACCAAACUACGUCUAAAGACCUUAAUGGGCCUGAGAGUGCUAAGAGUCCAAGUGAGGAAGAUAUCCCUGAGAGAGUGUACAUACCACCCGCACCAUUUCCUCAGAGACUCUUUAAGAAAAAGCCUAGUACAGAUGCUGAAAUCCUAGACAUUUUUAAGCAAGUUAAGAUCAACCUGCCUUUAUUAGAUGCAAUAAAACAUGUACCUGUUAUGGCCAAGUUCCUAAAAGAGAUGUGCACUGUCAAGAGAGACGCGAGUGUCCAUAAAAAGGUAUUUUUGACCCAACAAGUUAGUUCCAUAAUCUCACAAAGGUACCUAGUCAAAUUUAAAGAUCCUGGUUGUCCUACAGUCACAUGUGUUAUAGGUAUCCAAAAGAUAGAAAAUUCUCUGUUAGAUCUUGGGGCUAGUGUGAAUCUUUUACCGUUCUCGGUAUAUGAACAACUUGGACUAGGUGAGAUUAAAACAACUAGGAUAACACUACAGUUAGCCGAUAGGUCAGUCAAAAUCCCACGUGGAAUUAUUGAAGACGUUUUGGUUCAGGUAGAAAACUUUAUCUAUCCAGUUGACUUUGUGAUUUUAGACACUCAACCUGUCUCUAGUCAAGAUAUAAAUAUCCCAAUCAUCCUAGGUCGUUCGUUUCUAGCCACUGCAAAUGCAGUCAUACAUUGUCAAACUGGCCUAGUAGAAUUUUCCUUUGGGAAUCAGAAAAUCUCAGUGAACGCUUUUAAGGCGUUACAAGCCCCACCGGACCCUAAACACUAUGAGUCUAUAUGCAUGAUUGAUUCUUUAGUUGAGAAUACUUUUACCACUAAUAUUGUUAGCGAUCCUUUAGAGGCGUGCUUGGCCCACUUUGGAGCCUACUAUGAUGAGGAUAGUCAUUUUAAAGAAGUUAAUGCAUUGUUAGACUUUGCGCCAGUAAUGAAAUAUGGGAAAUGGAAGCGUAAACUAUAA
Molecule: messenger RNA, 1596 nt
Organism: Papaver somniferum (opium poppy)
Lineage: Eukaryota; Viridiplantae; Streptophyta; Magnoliopsida; Ranunculales; Papaveraceae
Exons: 2
Coding region: 1-1596 (531 amino acids)
Source: RefSeq, a predicted model, not a curated record